Messenger RNA from Phoenix dactylifera (date palm), 1812 nucleotides. Its product is annotated as aldehyde dehydrogenase family 2 member C4-like. The record is from RefSeq and is a predicted model, not a curated record. Lineage: Eukaryota; Viridiplantae; Streptophyta; Magnoliopsida; Arecales; Arecaceae. Gene Ontology annotation, molecular function: oxidoreductase activity, acting on the aldehyde or oxo group of donors, NAD or NADP as acceptor.
CCCAAAACCCCAACCAAGACCCAACCAGAACAAACCUUUCGCCUCUCCCCUCUCCUCACGCAUCCCUCCCCUAUCCCCUUCCCAAUUCCCAACCAACCAUUAGAGGCCCGGAAGGGGCAUUCCGGGAAUAAAAAGGCAGGGCCUCCCCUCUUACCAGCCUACACAAUUCUCUCUGUCUCUGUCCCUGUCUCUGUAUCUGUCGGAGGCAUCAAGCAUGGGAAGCCAGUGCAACGGCGAUGAGUUCGAGAUGCCGGAGAUCAAGAUAAAGUUCACCAAGCUCUUCAUCAAUGGCCAAUUCGUCGACGCCAUCUCCGGGAAGACAUUUGAGACGAGAGAUCCGCGCACCGGGGAGGUGAUUGCUUAUGUUGCAGAAGGUGACAAGGCAGACGUGGAUGUGGCUGUCAAGGCCGCGAGAGAAGCUUUCGACCAUGGCAAAUGGCCUCGCAUGUCCGGCUACGAGAGGGGGAGGAUCAUGAUGAAACUCGCAGACUUGAUUGAGCAAAAUAUAGAAGAAUUGGCGAUUCUGGAUAGUGUGGAUGUCGGCAAGCUGUUCAGUCUGAAUAAAAUUGUAGACAUCCCUGGAACAAUACACCUCCUCCAGUAUUAUGCUGGGGCUGCUGAUAAGAUCCAUGGAGAGACUCUAAAGAUGUCAAGAGAGUUCCAAGGCUACACACUGAAGGAGCCCAUCGGUGUGGUUGGGCACAUCAUACCAUGGAACUUCCCAUCCACCAUGUUUUUCUUCAAGGUCAGCCCCGCCUUGGCUGCUGGUUGCACCAUGGUCGUCAAGCCUGCCGAGCAAUCCCCACUCUCUGCUCUCUACUAUGCCCACUUAGCCAAGCAGGCUGGUAUCCCUGAUGGAGUGCUCAAUGUUGUCACUGGUUUUGGCCCCACAGCUGGUGCUGCCAUUUGUUCUCACAUGGACGUCGAUAAGGUUAGUUUUACUGGCUCUGCUGAAGUAGGACGCCUAGUGAUGGAGGCAGCGGCAAGAAGCAAUUUGAAGUCUGUGUCACUUGAACUUGGAGGGAAGUCCCCUAUUAUCAUCUUCGAUGAUGCUGAUGUAGACAUGGCUGUUGAUCUAGCCAACAAAGCUAUCUUCUAUAACAAGGGAGAAAUCUGCGUAGCAGGGUCUCGUAUUUAUGUUCAAGAAGGAAUUUAUGAUGAAUUCAUGAAGAAGGCAGCAGAAAAGGCCAAAAAAUGGGUGGUUGGAGACCCCUUCAAUCCUCAGGUUCAUCAAGGGCCUCAGGUUGAUAAGAAGCAAUUCGAAAAAGUUCUUGAAUACAUUGAACAUGGUAAGAAAGAGGGAGCCACAAUACUUACCGGAGGAAGGCCCUGUGGUGAUAAAGGGUACUACAUCGAACCCACAAUUUUUACUGAUGUCAAGGAGGAUAUGUCGAUUGCACAGGAUGAAAUAUUUGGACCUGUGAUGUCCCUCAUGAAGUUCAAGACUGUUGAGGAGGCAAUAGAGAAAGCCAACAACACUAGGUAUGGACUUGCAGCAGGGAUUGUGACCAAAGACCUGAACAUAGCUAACAGGGUCUCAAGAUCGAUUCGUGCAGGCAUCAUUUGGAUCAACUGUUACUUUGCUUUCGAUGUCGACUGUCCUUUCGGUGGCUACAAGAUGAGUGGUUUCGGAAGGGACAUGGGAAUGCAUGCGAUGGACAAAUAUCUCCAAGUCAAGUCUGUUGUGACCCCCAUUUAUGGUUCCCCUUGGCUGUAAUUUAAACAUUGCAACGAAUUCUCGCAAUGAAUAUUAUGGAAUAAUUUUCUCUUGGGCUAAUAAGCAUUUUACAAACACUUCAUAUUCUCAAGAAA